Molecule: messenger RNA, 1057 nt
Organism: Ornithorhynchus anatinus (platypus)
Lineage: Eukaryota; Metazoa; Chordata; Mammalia; Monotremata; Ornithorhynchidae
Product: olfactory receptor 7A10-like
Exons: 2
Coding region: 85-627 (180 amino acids)
Biological process (GO): G protein-coupled receptor signaling pathway
Cellular component (GO): membrane
Molecular function (GO): G protein-coupled receptor activity
Source: RefSeq, a predicted model, not a curated record
GGGGAUUCGACCCUUCGCCCAGGUGUUUGCCUCUUGCACCUCUUAUUCAAGGAUCUGGGACGGAACUCUCAGUUGGAAGAACUGAUGAUGGAGAGGGAAAACCAUACCACAGCGACAGAAUUCUUCCUGCAGGGCCUGGUCAGCUUGCACAAGUUCCAGCUAUUCCUCUUCACAUUCUUCCUCUCCAUGUUUGUCCUGUCCGUAGCGGGAAAUAGCCUCAUUGUCCUCAUCAUUCUUUUGGCCCCGCAUCUUCACACACCCAUGUACUUCUUCCUCGGCAACCUCUCCUUCGUGGAGGACUGGUACGUGGCCGUCACCGUGCCCAAGGCUCUGGAUGGUCUCCUCACCCACCACUCCCUGAUCUCUGUCACAGGGUGCAUCACACAGUCCUAUUUCUUCUUUGCUCUUGGAGGGACCGAGUGCUUUCUGCUGACCGCCAUGGCUUACGAUCGCCACGCUGUCAUCUGCCACCCCCCUCCGCUACUCUGUCCUCAUGGACCCAGCUUCCUGUCAGAAACUGGCGGGGAUCUGUUGGCUGUCAGGCUUCACCUGCCCCAGUUUUGCCUCCAUCCUGCUCUCCCACUUGACCUAUUGUGCUCCCGCCCAGAUCAUCCACUUCUUUUGUGAUGCAGAUCAAAUCUUCAGGCUAUCCUGCAAUGACACCUACCUCAUUCAGAUCAUUGGCUACAGCCUGAUCACUGUGGUGAUCUUCAGUUCUCUGCUCUUCAUCGUGGCCUCCUUUGCCCACAUUUUGGCUACCAUCCUGGCCAUUGACCUCUGCCCGAGGGAAGGCCUUCUCCACUUGUGCUUCCCAUCUCUUGGUGGCCACCAACUACUUCAGGACUCUCAUCUUCAUCUACAUUUGGUCGUCGGUGAAGUAUAAAGAUCCCGGAGUCAACAAGGUGGUGUCAGUCUUCUACGCUGUGCUGACCCAACUGCUCAACCCCCUCAUCUGCACCUCAAAGAACAUGGAGGUGAAGGAAGCUCUGAGGAAAACCUUCGCUUAUGGCAAAGCUUAGACCAAGUUAAGGAUAAAAGGAGUAACCCCAAUGACUGA